CUUUCUCACAUAAAAACUCUCACCCCCUCCCCUUUUCCUUUUCUCUCUCUCAGGAACUACGAAGAAGACAAACCUCCCCCUUUGAUUUCCUCUUCAAAAGUCUUUGCUUUCAAGAGCGGUUAACACCCUCCACAACCACCACCACCACUACCACCACCAUAUGAUCAGCUACUGAAAACACUCACACAUAUUUAUAUAUAUAUAAAUAUACGUAAAUUUUGUAGGCAUAGUGAUAGUGUUAAAUGAGGUGUAAGAAACAUACCGCCGAUUUCAGCAGCACCGUCGGCGUCUGCGCCUCCUGUCUCCGGGAGCGCCUCUUUGUACUAAUCGCCGCGCAGGCUGAGGCCCAUCAGAAGGAGGCUCAGCUCCCGCGAGCGGAAUCGCGCGCCGCUUUGUCGGAGGAUCCCAGGAAGUCCGACCCGACUCUGCCACCGCCUCCGCUGGUCUUCCCUCGGUCCGUGUCCCCCUACGUCGCUCGCCGCAAAUCGGACGAGUCGACGUGGCAACACAACACCUCCCAAGACCGCCGGUUCUACAGCACUCCGCAGGUGGGCCCUACCUACGCGGGGGCUAACACCUUUGCUACCGUGGAAGCUUGUAGGAAGAAGAGCGGAAGGUUCUCGCUGUUGACGAAACUAUUCAGGACCAGAUCCGAGAAAAUCGAGUCGGAUCCUAGGGUUUCGUCUCGGGAAUCGUGCGCGCCCUCGUCGUCGGCAACGAUCUCUUCUUCUUCUUCUUCUUCCCCCUGGUUCACCGCGAUCUUCUCCGGCAGCCGGAGAAAGAAUUCGCGGCUCUUCGUCCUCGAAGAACCCUCUGCCCCCGAGAACAGAAAGCCUCGCCCGACAGCCGAUCGAGGAAUGUCUCCUGUAAGGACUGCGGAUUCGGACAACGAAUGCGAUCGAUCUCCGUCAGCCAGCGGGUACUCUUCGGAGUCGUGGAGGUCUCCGGCCUUCCCUGUUCGCCGGGGUCGGCAGGGACACACCCGGAACGUGUCCGGAAUGGCGUUCUGCCUGAGCCCGCUGGUGAGAGCGAGCCCUAGCCGGCACUGGAACCAGAAGGGCUUGCAGCCGGAUAUGGCGGUCUCCGGAGAGGCCAGGGAUCCAAGGAAGCUGCACCUCUCCACGGCGGGGUCGUUUUGCAAGAACCGUUCCAGGAAGCUCGCGGAUUUCGGGAGAGUCCACCACAACCGUUGAUUCCAUUGACCGUUGACAUUUCCCUCGCCGUUGAGAGCGUUGUCACGUAAAAUUACUCUUUUGCUUUAUAUUCCUUUACGUUUUGGUUUUCUUUUUUUUCUUAAAUUUUUGUAUGGUUUAUAAUUUCACGUUACAAAUUGAUAGAGAGAGCGAGAGCGAGAGACAGCGAGAGCGAGAGAGAGAGAUUGCGUGUUCCCUUCAUACGAAUGUUCAUUAUCACAGACAAAUUAUUAUUAUUAUUAUUUUUUUUUUCAAUGUAAAUAUGGGAUUCUUUUCGAAAUUACCUAUUGCCCUUCUCUUUUCACA
This is a messenger RNA of Alnus glutinosa, 1499 nucleotides long. RefSeq lists its product as uncharacterized. The coding region runs from base 243 to 1193 and encodes 316 amino acids. NCBI's taxonomy places the organism in Eukaryota, Viridiplantae, Streptophyta, Magnoliopsida, Fagales, Betulaceae. The record is from RefSeq and is a predicted model, not a curated record. The transcript has a single exon.